CCCUCCGCCGCCAUGUUGGCUCCCAGACCGGAAGUGGGGAAUGGCUGAAUAAAUGUCGGCUCUCCCGCUGUGUGCGGCACCGGGUGGCGGGCAGUGAUCGAUAAACCGGGGGAUUACCGCGAUAUAGCGCGCUCACAGCCCGGUGCAUUGUGUGGGCGGAUGUGACGUCAUGGGGGAGAAUGGCGGCUGAGCUGACAGUGUCUCCAAACUGAGCCCCAGCAUGCUGCCAGCCAAUAAUAAUAUAAUAUAAUAUAAUAAUAAUAAUAAUAAUAUCACCACAACACCGGCCCUGACUGACUGACUGAGCGAGCCAGGGUGAGUUACUACAAUAAUAAUAAUAUACUACCCUAUAGUGAUCCUACUAACACUGCCCUACAGUAAUGAUCAUAAUACUACCAGCUAUUACUACCCUACAGUGAUCCUACUAACACUGCCCUACAGUAAUGAUCAUAAUACUACCAGCUAUUACUACCCUACAGUGAUCCUACUAACACUGCCCUACAGUAAUGAUCAUACUACUACCAGCUAUUACUAUCCUAUAGUGAUCCUACUAAUACUGCCCUACAGCAAUGAUCAUACUACUACCAGCUAUUACUACCCUAUAGUGCUCCUACUAAUACUGCCCUACAGCAAUGAUCAUACUACUACCAGCUAUUACUACCCUAUAGUGAUCCUACUAAUACUGCCCUACAGCAAUGAUCAUACUACUACCAGCUAUUACUACCCUAUAGUGAUCCUACUAAUACUGCCCUACAGUAAUGAUCACAAUACUGCCAGCUACUACUACCCUAUAGUGAUCCUACUAACACUGCCCUACAGUAAUGAUCACAAUACUACCAGCUAUUACUACCCUAUAGUGACCCUACUAACACUGCCCUACAGUAAUGAUCAUACUACUACCAGCUAUUACUACCCUAUAGUGAUCCUACUAAUACUGCCCUACAGUAAUGAUCAUACUACUACCAGCUAUUACUACCCUAUAGUGAUCCUACUAACACUGCCCUACAGUAAUGAUCAUAAUACUGCCGGCUAUUACUACCCUACAGUGAUCCUACUAACACUGCCCUACAGUAAUGAUCAUACUACUACCGGCUAUUACUACCCUACAGUGAUCCUACUAACACUGCCCUACAGUAAUGAUCAUAAUACUACCAGCUAUUACUACCCUAUAGUGAUCCUACUAAUACUGCCCUACAGCAAUGAUCAUACUACUACCAGCUAUUACUACCCUAUAGUGAUCUUACUAAUACUGCCCAACAGCAAUGAUCACAAUACUGCCAGCUAUUACUACCCUAUAGUGAUCCUACUAACACUACCCUACAGUAAUCAUACUACUACCAGCUAUUACUACCCUAUAGUGAUCCUACUAAUACUGCCCUACAGUAGCCGUGCAAUACCCGCAGCUACACUGCCCUGCGCCGGUAGUCACGCUUGCUGCCUACGUGGCAUUCGCGACACCACCGGCUAUUACACCUCGCGGUGAUCCUACUAACGCAACACCACAGUAGUAGUCAUGCUACCGGCUAUUACUACCCCUAUGAGUGAUCCUGCUGGCACUGCCCUGCAGUAGUAGUCAUAUGCGUAUACUGCCUACAGUGAUCCUACUAACGCUUUGCCCUACAGUAAUGAUCAUGCUACUACCCAUUGUGCACCUACGGUGAUCCUACUAGCACUGCCGCAGUAAUGAUCAUAAUACUACCGUAUUACUACUAUAGUGAUCACACUAAUACUGCCCUACAGCAAUGAUCAUACUGCUACCGACUAUUUGCACUACCCUAUAGUGAUCUUACUAGCUGCCCUACAGUAAUGAUCAUACUACCAGCUAUUACUACCCUAUAGUGAUCCUACUAACACUGCCCUACAGUAAUGAUCAUACUACCAGCUAUUACUACCCUAUAGUGAUCCUACUAACACUGCCCUACAGUAAUGAUCAUACUACUACCAGCUAUUACUACCCUAUAGUGAUCCUACUAACACGGCCCUACAGUAAUGAUCAUACUACUACCAGCUAUUACUACCCUAUAGUGAUCCUACUAACACUGCCCUACAGUAAUGAUCAUACUACUACCAGCUAUUACUACCCUAUAGUGAUCCUACUAAUACUGCCCUACAGUAAUGAUCAUACUACUACCAGCUAUUACUACCCUAUAGUGAUCCUACUAACACUGCCCUACAGUAAUGAUCAUACUACUGCCAGCUAUUACUAUCCUAUAGUGAUCCUACUAACACUGCCCUACAGUAAUGAUCAUAAUACUGCCAGCUAUUACUACCAUAUAGUGAUCCUACUAAUACUGCCCUACAGUAAUGAUCAUAAUACUGCCAGCUAUUACUACCCUAUAGUGAUCCUACUAAUACUGCCCUACAGUAAUGAUCAUACUACUACCAGCUACUACCCUAUAGUGAUCCUACUAAUACUGCCCUACUGUAAUGAUCAUACUACCAGCUAUUACUACCCUAUAGUGAUCCUACUAACACUGCCCUACAGUAAUGAUCAUACUACCAGCUAUUACUACCCUAUAGUGAUCCUACUAACACUGCCCUACAGUAAUGAUCAUACUACUACCAGCUAUUACUACCCUAUAGUGAUCCUACUAAUACUGCCCUACAGCAAUGAUCAUACUACUACCAGCUAUUACUACCCUAUAGUGAUCCUACUAAUACUGCCCUACAGUAAUGAUCAUAAUACUACCAGCUAUUACUACCCUAUAGUGAUCCUACUAACACUGCCCUACAGUAAUGAUCAUAAUACUACCAGCUAUUACUACCCUACAGUGAUCCUACUAACACUGCCCUACAGUAAUGAUCAUACUACUACCAGCUAUUACUAUCCUAUAGUGAUCCUACUAAUACUGCCCUACAGCAAUGAUCAUACUACUACCAGCUAUUACUACCCUAUAGUGCUCCUACUAAUACUGCCCUACAGCAAUGAUCAUACUACUACCAGCUAUUACUACCCUAUAGUGAUCCUACUAAUACUGCCCUACAGUAAUGAUCAUAAUACUACCAGCUAUUACUACCCUAUAGUGAUCCUACUAACACUGCCCUACAGUAAUGAUCAUAAUACUAUCAGCUAUUAGUACCCUAUAGUGAUCCUACUAAUACUGCCCUACAGUAAUGCUCAUAAUACUACCAGCUAUUACUACCCUAUAGUGAUCCUACUAAUACUGCCCUACAGUAAUGCUCAUAAUACUACCAGCUAUUACUACCCUAUAGUGAUCCUACUAACACUGCCCUACAGUAAUGAUCAUAAUACUACCAGCUAUUACUACCCUAUAGUGAUCCUACUAAUACUGCCCUACAGUAAUGAUCAUAAUACUACCAGCUAUUACUACCCUAUAGUGAUCCUACUAAUACUGCCCUACAGUAAUGAUCAUAAUACUACCAGCUAUUACUACCCUCUAGUGAUCCUACUAAUACUGCCCUACAGUAAUGAUCAUACCACUACCAGCUAUUACUACCCUCUAGUGAUCCUACUAAUACUGCCAUACAGUGCUCAUACUGCCAUACAGUACUAAUACUACCUCCUCAACACUGGCCUUUAGUAAUAAUACUGAAAUCUUUAUUUUAUUUAGAUGCAGGAGACAUCGGAGGAUGGAGAAGAAAAAGUUACUGCUGGCAUGGAGUCUCUGGCGGUAAAGGAGGGAGACGUGGAGACUGAGGACGACGACAGAGAGGAGAGUCAGAAAGAAGGAGAGGAGAAUGAGGCGGAAGAGGAGCAGGAGCAGCAGCAGGAGGAAGGCAAUGAAGAGGAGGAGGAUGAGGAGGAGGGAGAAGAUUGGUGUAUACCAUGCAGUGAUGAGGAACUAGAGGACACUGAAGGGUGGCAUCCACCCCCGGAGGAGAUUAAGAGGCUAUAUGAGCUCAUAUCUAGUGAGGGCACGCUGCCUCUAGAAGUGGAGACACUGCUUCGUCGCCCUCCAACUCCUGAACCAGAUCCGUCAGAGGAGGAGUCCGAUCAGGAGCAAGAGGAAGAUGGAGAGGAGGAGGACAUGUGAGUGUGAAUGCUACCAUCUAGUCCAAACAAAUGUCUAUUAAAGGGACACUUUAGACACCCAAACAACUUUUAUCCUAGUGCAGCAGUUUUGGUGUGUAGAUCAUGCCUUUGUAGUCUUACAGCUCGAUUCUCUAGUUAGGAGUUAAAUCACUUUGUUUGUACAGCCCUAGCCACAUCUCUCUGCAUGUGACGUAGACAGCCUUCCUAAACACUUUCUGUAAAGAGAGCUCUAAUGUUUAAACUUCCUUUAUUGCACAUUGUGUUUAAUUUAGAUUUUCUCCUCUCCUGCUCUGUUAUUGGAAUUCUAGACCCUGCAGGAGCCUCCUGUGUGUGUGUUUAAAGGACCACUAUAGGCACCCAGACCACGUCAACUUAAUGAAGUGGUCUGGGUGCCAGGUCCAGCUAGGUUUAACCCUUUUUUUGCUGUAAACAUAGCAGUUUCAGAGAAACUACUAUGUUUACCUAUGGGUUAAUCCAGCCUCUAGUGGCUGUCUCAUUGACAGCCGCUAGAGGCGCUUCUCACUGUGAUUUUCACAGUGAGAAGACUCCAGCAUCCAUAGAAAAGCAUUGAGAAUGCUUUCCUAUGGACUGGCUGAAUGCGAGCGCGGCUCUUGCCGCGCAUACACAUUCAGCCGAUGACGGAAGAAGAGGGAGAAGAGGUAGCCCGGCGAUGGGGGGAAAAAAGGUAAGGGAUUAACUUCUUCCCCCCCCCCCCCUUCAGCGCCAAGGGAGUGGGACCCUGAGGGUGGGGGCAUCCUCAGGGCACUAUAGUGCCAGGAAACGAGUAUGUUUUCCUGGCACUAUAGUGGUCCUUUAAAGUUAAUUUUAUAGAGGGUUUUUUCUUUUCUUUAUAAAUAACUUCUAAAGCAAGUUAGCAUCUGAUUGAAAAUGCAAGAAAGAAAUGAUAACAGACAAAAGCUUAGAGAGACUUAAUGGCUUGUCCUUCAGUACAUCCCCGCUUAGGUCUCCAAAUAGUUUUUGCUUGCUUGUGCCAGAACAGAGAGAACAUGUGAAGCAUAUCAGACUGUUCCCACCCAUACAGGCAGUCCAGAUCCGAAAUGCCAGCUAGUUCCCUCUGCACGAGAGAUACAGCAACCCCAGACGAUUCUUUUGGGCCUCGUCAGUGAGGUAUAGCUGAUAUCCCUCGAGGCACAGUGAGCACAGGGUUCACAUUUGGAUUGUCUGAUUUGAAAAUGAAACCAUUUUUUUUUUCAUGCAUGCUGUGUCAGUCACAGCUAGUGGAGGUGUGGGUAGGGCUGUGUGGACAGAAAUACACCUAAAUUGCAGAGAAUUGAGCAGUGUGACUGCUGUGGCGUAAUCUAGAACCAAAAGCUGCUUCGUUAAGCUAAAUUUGUUUUGGUUACUAUAGUAUUUGUUUAAUAUAAAACUAUUUACCCAAUAUUUUUAACUCAACACAUUUCUAUCUGGGUUAUUCACUAAAGUGAGAAUCUAAAGUGAAUUUAAAAUUUAAAGGGUCACAAUAGUCUUUAGGACUACAGCUUAAUGUAGUUGUUUGUUUGGUGUCUACGGUCUGUCCCUGCAGGCUUUUUAAUGUAAACACUGCCUCUUCAGAGGAAAGGCAAUGUUUACAGUACUGCUUAGUAACACCUCUAGUUGCAGUCGCUCAGACAACUAGCAGUGCAUCCUAUGUCGGUGCUGCACUGACGUUCAGCGUCUCCAAACUCUGCAUUGAUUCAAUGCUUUUUUGAAGAGAUGUUGAUUGGAGCAGCGUGGCAAACUCACAAUAGCCUCUCAGGUUUGAUUUCAGCCAAGGGGAUGGAGCGAGGGAUUCCCUGUAGUGAGGUCGGCCACACCAGGAAAUAACUGUCAUGUAGUCAAAGCAGGAGUAAUGAGCUUGCCUAGUGCCAAUUAUAACAAAGAAAUCUGGGUAAGAACUAACUGGCCGCACACAAGCUACAAGUGCUUGUAUGCACAGAUUUAUUUGUGUGAUUGAUGGGUUAUAGCUGCGUCACAUUCCGAAACUUCGGCUUUAAGACUCAUGUUAAAUUAAAGGACCACUAUAGUGCCAGGAAAACAAACUCGUUUUCUUAACUGAUAUGACUGCCAAUCGAUGGCGUUAUUGGACAUACAGGUGAUACUCGAAAAAUUAGAAUAUCGCGCAAAAGUUCAUUUAUUUCAGUAAUGCAACGUAAAAGGGGAAACUAAUAUAUGAGGUAGAUGCAUUACAUGCAAAGCAAGAUAGUUCAAGCCGUGAUUUGUCAUAAGUGCAAUGAUUAUGGUUUACAGCUCAUGAAAACCCCACAUCCACAAUCUCAGUAAAUUAGAUUAUUGUGAAAAGGUGCAAUAUUCUAGGCUCACAGUGUCCCACUCUAAUCAGCUAAGUAAGCCAUAACACCUGCAAAGGGUUUGUCAGCCUUUAAAUGGUCUCUCAGUCUGGUUCAGUAGGAAUCACAAUCAUGGGGAAGACUGCUGACCUGACAAUUGUGCAGAAAACCAUCACUGACACCCUCCAUAAGGAGGGAAAGCCUCAAAAGGUAAUUGCGAAGGAAGUUGGAUUUUCCCAAAGUGCUGUAUCAAAGCACUGUCAUGCCGAAUCCCGUUUUUUUUUUUUUUUUUAACCCCCCUCCCGCCUCCACUACAUCCAAUUGACCCACUAGUCACCCACAAAUGCCCCUAAGCCCCCCACAUUACCUAUUUUUUAAUCCUUAUUUUCUGCCCCGAUCUUGAUUCAGGGCGCCGCCAUCUUUGUGUGGGUAGGUGAAGUCCCUGUGGGACACGUCAUCAGCCCACACUAGGCAGACUGUGAGAUUCCCGCACAUGCCCAGUGAAACACCUGGACAUGCGAACGGGAAUUUCAUCUAUUCAUUCAUUCAUCAGACAGACGAAUGAGUGAAUAGAAAUAUCAGCAGAACAAACAAACACAAUGUAUCAGUGUUUGUUUGUUCGUUCAGUUUAUUACAAGGAGGGAGCUACCGGCAUGCAGCUCCCUCCUUGUAAUAUGUAACUAUUGAAGCGGCAGGGAGCAGUGCUCCCCACCACUUCAUAAGCCCCCCAGUACCCCCUCUCACUCUAUGGGGGUCAAUAUGACCCCAUAAUAGCACAAGGGAGAUUAAAAUCUCCCAAAUGCCCCUACUCGCUAUACCGCGAGUAGGGGCAUGUCUACUAAACAGUGAGCAGCCCGUGGCUGCUCACUGUUGGAAAAAAAGACAUAAAUUACAAUAAGGGGGGAUGGACCUACUGUCCUCCCCCCUGGCCCCCACCCCUGCGCGGUGGGUGGGGGCCCUAAUAAAACAAUAAGGGGGGGGGACCUACUGUCCUCCCCCCUGGCCCCCACCCCUGAGCGGUGGGUGGGGGCCCUAAAUGAAACACCCCCCCCCAAUCAAGGUGACUAGGGGUCCCAAGCCCCUAGUCACCACCCCCCCACCCAAAAAAACCUAUCCCCUACCUACCCCCCUCACCCUACAAAUAGUGAGGGGGGAAUAAAAUAACUAACCUGUAAAAAAAAAAAAAAUUAACUUACCAUUUGACGUCUUCUUUUUUCUAAAAUCUUCUUUCUUCAGCCCCCAAAAAGGCCAAAUAAAAAUCAACCCCCCACCCUCAAGUAGGUACACCACCCUUAUUGUUUUACUGGAAGCCACCCCAAUCAGAGUGCUCUGAGUCAUUUUACACAGCGUGGGAAAAUUCAAAAGAACUUUCCCACGCUGUGUAAAAUGACUCAGAGUCAGUAGGUUCCCCCCCCCAUCUUUAUUUAGGGCCCCCACGGGCAUGGGGGGGGGGUUUAUUAGUUUUUUUAUUUUUUAUUUUUUACAGUGAGCAGCUAUAAGCUGCUCACUGCUUACUACACAUGCCCCUACUCGCGAUAUAGCGAGUAGGGGCAUAUUAUUUACUAAUACUAAGUAAUCUUUACUUAGUAUUAGUAAAUGUGGCUGAAAGACCAAUUUAGGUCUUUCAGCCUUUUAGUAGAUAGCUCCCUGAUACCGUGGGAAUUAGGGAGUUAUCUACUAAACGGCUGCAAGAUGCAGCCACAGCAGUGAAUAGGAUCAGAGUUUCAUUCAUUAGAAUGAAAUUCCGAUCCGAAUAAAAUGCCGAAUUGCGUUCUAAAAGAAACGAACAUACUGUUGUCAUUCAGUUAGAACGCAAUUCGGCAGUUUUGUGUAAAGUGACAGGAAGCAUCGUGGGAACACAGAGGGAAGGUAAGGAUCAUGGGAAAAUUGCUCUGGCCAGCGGAAAUGAAGCACACUUUGCUCCUCUGCUGGUCAGAGCUGGUCAAGCGGAGGAAUCCUCCAUAAGGCAAAGAGUCCCUUCUUUGUCUUAUGAUUUUAAAGAAAACUAUAGAAGACAGGAAGAAAAGAAGAACAGAUCCUGAGAGAGGGGGGAGAAGAGGAAGAGAUUGAGGAAAGGUAAGUUCGGCAUGACAGUGCCGCUUUAAUAGAAAGUUAUGUGGAAGAAAAAGGUACACAUCCAGCAGGGAUGACCGCAGCCUGUAGAGGAUUGUCAGGAAAAGGCCAUUCCAAAGUGUUGGGGACUUUCACAAGGAGUGGACUGAGGCUGGAGUCAGUGCAUCAAGAGCCACCACACACAGACGGAUCCUGGACAUGGGCUUCAGAUGUCGUAUUCCUCUUGUCAAGCCGCACCUGAACAACAAACCCCAUCAGAAGCGUCUUACCUGGGCUAAAGAAAAACAGACCUGGUCUGUUGCUCAGUGGUCCAAAGCCCUCUUUUCUGAUGAGUGCAACUUUUGCAUCUCAUUUGGAAACCAAGGACCCAGAGUCUGGAGGAAGACAACGCAGCUGUCUACCAGGAGAUUUUGGAGCACUUCAUGCUUCCUUCUGCAGACGAGCUUUAUGGGGAUGCUGACUUCAUUUUCCAGCAGGACUUGGCACCUGCCCACACUGCCUAAAGCACCAAAGCCUGGUUCAAUGGGAUUACUGUGCUUGGUGGGCCAGCAAACUCACCUGACCUGAACCCCAUAGAGAAUCUAUGGGGCAUUGCCAAGAGAAAGAUGAGAAACAUGAGACCCUGCAAUGCAGAAGAGCUGAAGGCCACUAUUGAAGCAUCCUGGUCUUCCAUAACACCUCAGCAGUGCCACAGGCUGAUAGCUUCCAUGCCACGCCGCAUUGAGGCAGUAAUUGCUGCAAAAGGGGCCGAAACCAAGUACUGAGUCCAUAUUUAUGCUUAUACUUUUCAAAGGUCCGAUAUUGUUCUAUGUACACUCCUUGUUUUAUUGAUUGCGUGAAUAUUCUAAUUUACUGAGAUUGUGGAUUUGGGGUUUUCAUGAGCUGUAAGCCAUAAUCAUCGCACUUAUGACAAAUCACGGCUUGAACGAUCUUGCUUCGCAUGUAAUGCGUCUUAUCUCCUAUAUUAGUUUCCCCUUUUACGUUGCAUUACUGAAAUAAAUUAACUUUUGCACGAUAUUCUAAUUUUUCAAGUAUCACCUGUAUACCCCACCCCCAAGGCAUCAUUCCAACAUAGAAUUAAUCAGGGGAAGCAUUAUGUGAAAUAUUAGUUGGUACAGAGUGCCAGAGCAAUAGUGCCUUUAGGCUGCUGUUCGGUAAUAAGUCCAACUUUCAUUUUUAUACGUAUUGAAUUGAAUUUGCCAUUUAUUUGUGUACAUCGGUAGUUUUCACAGUAUGGUUUCGGUGCCCACUAGUCUGCUCAGACCUUUAAUACAAAUAAUACGGUGCAGUUUACCCAUAGAAACCUAUAGGAGAAAUCUCACUAAGUCCUCUAUGAAGUGGGAGUCCAGCAGGGGGAGCUAUGGUACAAGUGUAGCUGCACAAGCUGAUUGUUUUUUAAAAUGUAUUUUUGUGUCCCUAAAGAGGAGUUUGUUUCCGUUUUCUUAAGGGACUGGAGAUUAGAUAGUCCAGUGGGGUUGGAUGUGAACCCCAAUAAUAACAUGCAUUCCCAUGAGAAGUUUUAUUAAUAAUUGAUAAAGCAGAAGGGCCGGGAUUUGUUGUUGGUGACCGUAUCUGGGUUGGACUCCAUUACAGAGAGCUUCCUAUCAGAGCAAGAUUUUAGAUGUAAGGCUAAAGUCUAUAAAAAGCCGGUGCCAAGGACUGGCGUAGGUGGUGAGGGAUAUAAAGAGCAGGUGGUGAGGAAAUCGGAGGUUCCUGCUUUGAUAUACCCUUUAAAUCCUAUGACCAAAUGUAUAUUUAACCCGAGACCCACUUCUGUGGUGAUUUCUGGGAAACCAAUGGAAUGCAUGAGUGAGCUUGGCAGAGGCCCAGACUCCUAUUAGUGGCUUCUGAUUAAGCAGUCAGCCUUUUACCCUGUAAGAACCAGGACAGACAUUGCUGGCAUCGUGUCUUAAGGGCUAGAUUAAGGAAACGGAAAGCUCUAAUGUUUGGUCCUUUAAAAGGUUAACAAGCGCACCUACGGAUUUUAUUUGCUAAAUACCAGUUUGUUGUGAACUGAAAAAUGUAUUGCACUAAAUUUGCAGUUGUAGCACAAACGUUGUAAUUUAUGUUUUGUGUGUAAUGUGUUUGUAAUGAAUAAAUCCCUGUGACACUUUGCCUUUCCCACUCAGACCGCAGAUUCCAACGGCGUUUGAUUUUGACGACGAACCAUCCACUCCAAAGAAUUCGCUAAUUGACCGUCGAAGGACACCCGGUACGUGUUUGAGUGACAUUCAAAUAUUCUACUUUCUUGCUUACUGUAAGAUUUUAUUUAUAGGUUUUGUUUUGAAUAAUUGACUCCGUCCCUAAGGGGUUAAGGAAACAAUCCUUCCUUUGGAGUGUCUCUUGAUUAGUUUUAAUUUUACUAGCAGCCAUUGAGUUUUCCAGAACUCCUCUGCAUGUUGGAGUACUCCGUAUAUUCCGGACCUUCUUGCAGGGGAUUGUUGGAUGUGAUGUUUUUCGGGAAUCAAUCAUUGGAUUGCUGGCUGCACAUAGCAAGUUACUCUCAUAGUGCGACUGGUGAAAGGGUGAGUGUCAGCAGACUAAGCUUGUCACUGGCACUCAAGGCAACAAUUUCUGUACUGUACGACAUGUGAGCAGAGGGGAGGCCGUGCAGAUGGUGUCCAUGGAAAACCGUUUAACACCUUAUGGUAAGAUGGCAGCCAGGGUCUUUGGCUUCCAAGGCAAGGUUGAUGUGAUGGAGUAUCCCUUUAAGUUAUCUGGUAGUUUAAUUUUCAUGCUAUCAUUGUGAAAGACAUUGACUCUCUUUCUCUAGGGUCAGUUGGCAAUUUCAUUUUUACUUUAAAAUGUAACCUUUCCUUUAGAUGUGAAAGCUUUAGUAAAGUUUGCCAACCAUAGUACACUUUAUAUCACAUAUUAGGAAUGUGGUAACUUGCAGAUUUUAAAGCGAUACUUGAGGCAGGAAAACAACUCUAGCUUGAUGUAUAGAUCCUGCCCCUGAAGUCUCAUUGCUCAGUUUUCUGCCAUUUAAGAGUUUAAUCAGUUUGUUAAUGCAGCCCUAAUCACACCUCCCACAGUCUCCAUACACAUUUCCUGUAAAAUGUCUUCUAAUGUUUAAACUUCCUUUAUGGCACAGUCUGUUUAAUUUAGAAUUUCACAUUUCCUGCUAUGUCAAUAGCCUACUAGUUCAUGCAGGAGCCUCCUGUGUGUAAUUAAAGUUUAAUUAAGCAGGGGACAAAUAUUCUAAAGAAGACAGUCAAGUCACAUCUGAUUAAAAAUGAAACCAUUUUUUCAUGCAGGCUGUGUGAGUCAGUCAGGGUAGGUGUGGAUAGGGCUUCAUAAACAGAAACAAAGUGAUUUAACUCUAAAAUAGCAUAAAAUUAAGCAGUGUGACUCCAGGGGCACGAUCUGUAAAUCCAAACUGUAUCCUCAGGCUAGCGUAUUUUUUUUAUUUAUUUUUUGUGACGUUUACUAUAGUUUACCCUCUUCCUUCUUAUUUUUUUGUGGAUGUUUGUAAAAGUCUAAAUUUCAUUUUUGGCCAAGCUACCAUAAAUGGGGAAAAUACCACAGUUGAAAAGUGACCGUCCGUUCUCCAAAAUUCCUUGUUUAGUGAGAAAUCCUCAGUAGUCACUCUAUAUUUCAUGCUGGCCUACAGCCUUUAAGGUCCAGGUUGUUAGGAUUAAAUUGCACAUUAUUGGUCCAAAGGUUAAGAGAUGAUGGUGUGUAACAUGCUGUGCUCGUUUUGUCAGGGAGCUCCGGUCGCAGCCAGAAGAGAGAGGCCCGGCUAGACAAGGUCCUUUCUGACAUGAAGCGGCACAAGAAGCUGGAGGAACAAAUCCUGAAAACUGGCCGUGACCUCUUUGACAUGGACCCUGACUCUGUGCCCACCCCAAAACGCUCCACUGCCAUCUUUCCCCGUCAGCGGAAAUACUGAGUCUGCAUGAAGAACUCUGCUGUGCUGGACUUUCCUGUUUGGAAAGCCGGUAACCAAAAUGGUAAAGUAAACGUGGAAGUGAUUGGUUCCACAAAUAAGGUGUUUACUAGAUUCUGUUCCUUCUGUCUUGGUUCUUCCAUGUUACGAAAUAUAUUGUUGAUCACCGUGCCAGGAAACCAGCUUCCAACCCGAAAGACGUCGUACUGCAUGUGAGAAGUGGAUACAAGUUGGGAACAUGUUUCUUAUCGUGACAUUGCUGGAUCCAAUUCCUCUGUGUGCUUGAAAGACCAAUUUAAAUAAUCUGAAUGGGGGCUUCUAUUCCAUCCAGCCUGUGUGUGAAAAGGCCGUGCGGUCUGACGCUCAGUAGGGCGGAAAUGGCGACACUUUUACUGGUGCUACUGGCUACAGUAAAGGGCGAGUGCAUAAACGCUACGUAUUGAUUGGCUGUGUGCCUUGUCACUCAUUUACAUCUGAUGAAUAACUUCCUCCGGAUGUGUGUAAUUUGCUAAUGCCAGUAAUCUGGCAAAAUGACUACGGUCCAUCCAAACAUCGUGACCGUGAGGUCUUCGUAAAUGUGUAUUUACUGUGCAUUGUCUGUCGAGACAAAUGAAUGGAUUUCUUUGAUUGCGGCAGAGAUGUAUUUCAUCUUGUGUAUUUAAAUGCCAUCUAACAUCACAGCGUGGCAGCUUACAGGAGGUCUGUGCAGUAUUUCUGGACUCUGUGGCAGAACAAACCUUUCAUUCUAAAAUAUACCUACAGAAUCCUCACCUGCCACGGAAAUUUAAUCAAAUGCUGCCAUUUUUUUUCAGCUGCCUCUUUUUGCCAUGCAUCAUGUCUUGUGCAUAAAUGGAUUAAAUGUGAUUUUUGUUAUAAAAUAAAGUUGUGAACAAAUUAAAUCCUUUAAGAGCUUGUUGCAGUCAAAGCGUAGCUCUCAAGUGAUCGGAUAUAUUAUGUGAAUACAUCAUUACAGUCUUCGUUAAAGGAAAAUGAAGUGUUUUGUAAUGCAUGUAUAUAAAUGUUAUUUUCUUCUCCCAAUCCCCUGGCUUACCUUUGUUCUAUGUAGGCUGAAAUCUUUAUGUGCUCUUUGGCAAUCAAGAGCUGGGACAUGAAUACUGACCUCACAUGCUAGACCACACUGAGCCACAUGGUUUUUGAUCAAACGUGUGGUUCUCGUAACCAAAGUAACAUCUGGUGAAAUAUGGCCGCCCUGACAGAGCAAGGGUUAGCCAUAAGGUGCAUUGGGAAAUAAGUUAUUGCAUGUCUCUGUUUAUUCAGGUAUGAGAAAAAACUGUGUUUUAAAGCAAAGAAUUGUGCUUCCAUUGCCAUGUGAUAUUGUCUUUCUAUUCAAUACCAAUCGAUGGUAUAUUUCCUAUGAAAAGGAACUUGACGUAAAAUAAAACAAACGUGUGUUAAUACUGCAAGUAUACAGUGAUGUGAGCUGACCCAGG
Messenger RNA from Pelobates cultripes (western spadefoot toad), 13692 nucleotides. The record is from the annotation of a GenBank genome assembly. NCBI's taxonomy places the organism in Eukaryota, Metazoa, Chordata, Amphibia, Anura, Pelobatidae.